GCAGGAAGCGGUCGUCGGCGUCCGGGCGCGUAAGGGAAGUAGAACCACGGUCGACCUCGUCCGCCUCGACUCGGAUCGCAUCGUCUCGCCUCGUCUUCUGCUGCUGCUUGCCCAUCGCUCGCUGCCUUCUGCUGCUCGCGCGCCCGACUGUGUGAUCGCAUCCUCGCCCGUCCGAAGCUCCGAUUGAUUGAGCCUGGCGUUCGUUUCCUCGAGCUGUCGAGAUCGGCCGGUCGCGCCUGCAACCUCUUGUUGUGUCGAGGGUUUUCGAUCCAUCUGCGCGUUCCAGGAGGCCGAUCGGCGAGGAGGAGGGAUUUUGCGCCGAGGUAGGAGGGAGGGCGGUUGUUGAUCGGGCGUGGAGAGAGAGCGGGAGUGUUCAGAAUGGAGGCGGUCGAUACCGUGGUGAGACCCGUGAAGGAGUUCGCGAAGGACAGCAUCCGGCUCGUGAAGCGGUGCCACAAGCCCGACCGGAGAGAGUUCACCAAAGUGGCAGCAAGAACUGCCCUCGGGUUCGUGGUUAUGGGAUUCAUCGGCUUUUUCGUGAAGUUGAUCUUCAUCCCUAUCAACAACAUCAUUGUCGGUUCCGGUUGAGCUGCUGAUUGUCGCUGGUUGGUCAAGCGAACCAGUGAGCAGAUUUUGUUAUUUAAUACGGUUUGGAAAUCGCUGUCGGUCUUUGUUGGAUUGACCUGAAACUCCAAAAUCAGCCAGAAACUAUGUUACAGAAGGGUGAGUGUACAUCAAAACCGACCGCAGUUUAUGUGCAACAUUUAUUAGGUUUCUGGACAGAAGUGAGCUCGAAGUGCAAUUGUAGGAUUAGACUCUGAUAGUACUGUAACGGCCGCCUUUUCGCCCGGAAGUGAACCCUGGGUAGUGUUUGUUCAGUAUUUGUACUACCUGAUUCAAAUUCAACUCUUUUUACAUGAUUCGGCAUUAAGAGUCAAAGCCUUGUAUUUCCAUUUUUCUGAGAGCUUUGAGCUGUCCUUGACUCGAUUACUUAUUCCCAAUUGUCUGGUGUCCGCUUGUGGACUUGUGGAGACGACGUGGGACGUACUUUCAAUAUAGCAUGCCACUUCUUGAACUUCUAAGGCAUUUUAUUCAAAGC
Marchantia polymorpha subsp. ruderalis is the source of this 1099-nucleotide messenger RNA. The record is from the annotation of a GenBank genome assembly. NCBI's taxonomy places the organism in Eukaryota, Viridiplantae, Streptophyta, Marchantiopsida, Marchantiales, Marchantiaceae.